This is a messenger RNA of Trichoplax adhaerens, 636 nucleotides long. RefSeq lists its product as uncharacterized. NCBI's taxonomy places the organism in Eukaryota, Metazoa, Placozoa, Uniplacotomia, Trichoplacea, Trichoplacidae. The coding region runs from base 1 to 636 and encodes 211 amino acids. The transcript has 4 exons. The record is from RefSeq and is a predicted model, not a curated record.
AUGGAUUCAACUAAAAAGCUUCGCGAUGAAAUUACCAACUCUGUACACCAGGACAGGUUAAUUACUUUAAUGCGCCAAUUAACUUAUGAAUGCAAAGCGAUCGUCAUCAUGGCUACCCUUCUAGUAGGCGUAGGAAUUGCUAGAUUAUCAGUACCAAACUUUGCUUAUUACACUCUUGGAGUAGGAUUAUUUGGCCACUGUUAUUGGGUUGGAGGAUUGAUUAUUAUUACCGGAAUAGUUGGUGUUAUGGUUCACAAAGAUGAAAUUUUUCUUAAGUUAAUGGAUCUUAAAUUGAAUUUAAUAAAGGCUCAAAUCCAUUUAGGAUUUGCAAUUGCAAGCACCGUGGCAGUAGUAGCAGGAUUUGGAAUUGUCGUCUAUAAUCUAAGUCGUCUACCGUCGCUACCAGAGAGAAUUAAUAUCGUCUAUAACUUGAAUAACUGGUCAAAAACUUAUGGCAUGGUAGCCAGCAACGCCAUCGCUGAUAUUAUUAUUUUGAUGGAAUAUAUUAUCUUUUUUUGCAUAUGCUUGCAUUGCAUUAUAACCUAUAGAACUCUUCCUCAGCAGAGCAUAGUUGAUGAAAGGACCAGUGAUAUGGUAAAAAUAAUUGGCGCUGAAGUUCCUUUAAAAGACAUAUAA